This is a messenger RNA of Lucilia sericata (common green bottle fly), 2835 nucleotides long. It is a transcript of the gene sip3, whose product is annotated as E3 ubiquitin-protein ligase HRD1. The transcript is spliced from 7 exons. The record is from RefSeq and is a predicted model, not a curated record. NCBI's taxonomy places the organism in Eukaryota, Metazoa, Arthropoda, Insecta, Diptera, Calliphoridae. Gene Ontology annotation, cellular component: cytoplasm. Bases 308 to 2287 code for a protein of 659 amino acids.
AGCAAAAAAAGGCAAGAAAACGACGUACGUGUACUCUAAAAAAUUUUUUUCUUAUUAAUUAUUUAGAAUUUUUCGGCAUUUAAAUAUAAAAAAUUAUCUUUAACAUUAAUAAAUUUAAGUGCUUGACAAAAAAAAUAUACUAUAUAUUGAUUGUGUUAACUAUAAAACUUUUAGAAAAAGUAGGACAAUUUUUUAAAAAUAAAAAAAAAAAAAUAAAAUAAUUUGAAAAAAUUAAUUUAAAAACAAAAUUAAUAUCUUCUGGGAGACGAUCAGCCAGUGGGCUGUACGUGUUAACAGCAGCAACAUAAUGCAGCUUUUGCUGUCCACCAUAUGUCUGGGCUUAACCAGUGCUGUCAUUGGCAAUGCCUGGUAUCAAAAGAAACAAUUCUAUCCAGCUGUAGUGUAUAUCACUAAAUCCAAUGCCUCCAUGGCGGUGAUUUACAUACAAUUCUUUGCAAUUGUUUUUAUGUUUGGAAAAUUACUGCGCAAGAUCUUUUUGGGUACAUUGCGGGCCGCUGAAUUUGAACAUUUAUUGGAGCGUUUCUGGUAUGCCAUUACAGAAACCUGUUUGGCUUUUACCGUUUUUCGUGAUGAUUUUAAUCCACGUUUUGUGGCCUUGUUUACGGUAUUAUUGUUUCUUAAAUCAUUCCAUUGGCUGGCCGAAGAACGUGUAGAUUUUAUGGAACGUUCUCCCGUUUUAGGCUGGCUUUUCCACAUACGUGUUGCCAGCCUUUUAAUGGUCUUGGGCACUCUCGAUUAUAUGCUGCUAAUGCAUGCCUAUAAUUCAACAUUGGCUCGUGGUCCCACUGUACAAUUGGUAUUUGGUUUCGAGUAUGCUAUACUCCUAACCGUUGUUGCUAGUACCGCCAUUAAAUAUGUUUUACAUGCCGCCGAAAUGCGUACCGAUACGCCGUGGGAAAAUAAAGCCGUCUUUCUGUUGUACACUGAACUUUUUAUCGGAUUUAUCAAAGUCAUUUUGUAUGUACUGUUUGUGGUGAUAAUGGCGAAAUUCUAUGCAUUACCCAUGUUUGUAUUCCGGCCCAUGUUCUUUACGAUAAGAAACUUUAAGAAGGCACUCAGUGAUGUGAUAAUGUCACGACGUGCUAUACGUAAUAUGAAUACUCUGUAUCCGGAUGCUACUCCAGAAGAAUUACGUUUAUCGGAUAAUAUUUGUAUUAUUUGUCGUGAGGAUAUGGUUAAUCAUUCGAAAAAGUUACCCUGUGGUCAUAUAUUCCAUACGAUUUGCUUGAGAUCAUGGUUUCAGAGACAACAGACCUGUCCUACUUGUCGUUUGAAUAUUCUAAGGGCACCAGCGGCGAAUUCUACUGCUUUGCCAAGAGCAGAAGAGAAUAAUGCAAAUGCUGCUAAUGGGGCUGCUGGUGCGGCAGCAGCCGCUGCUGUUAAUGCGGGAGCUACACCUGCAGCAAAUGCUCAAAUGCCCAAUGCAGCUGGUAAUGAAAAUCCAGCUUCACCCACAGGCACUAAUGUGUUUGAACAGUUUGCUGGCUUACCCAACCCCUUACCCAACAUGGCUGGUUCUGGAGGAAAUGGUUUACCCAACUUUGCUGGCCUACCCAUGAUGCCACCACCUUUUAUGAUGCCUCCUCCCUUUCCAUUUAUUGCCCCCUAUGCUGUGCCACCACCACCCAUGCCACCAGAUCUAACCAACUUUAGCGAUGAAGAACUUAAAGCAUUGGAAGGAAAUGAAAGAAAGAAUAUAGAAGAACGUAUAAAGCUUUUGCGCAACAUACAACUGAUGUUAGAUGCAGCUAACAUUUUAAUGAACAACUAUCAAAUAGUGGCUGCUCGUACACAGAGCUUAAAUCCCACUCCUGCUGCUGCAGCUAGAACAACAACUGCAGAAAAUGCAGCAGCUAGUACAGAGAAACCAAGCACUUCGGCAGCAGCUUCAGCAAAAGCCAAUACUAGUGACUUAGCUACGACAGAAGAAUUACCUACAACCUCAGCAGCGGCACAAGCUGCUCCUGCUGCAGCUUCACUAAAGACAUCUUCACCUGAAGCUACUACUAACAUUAAUAAAACGACAACAUCUACUACAGACACCACACCAGUUGCCAAACAUAAUCAAGUGACUAUAGAAGAUCUGGGCGGUGAAGAUCAUAUAGAUGUUCCAAUCUCGGCAACAUCUAAUACAACUACUACUGCUCCCUCUACAUCAUCUAAUGCGACAACAUCCAUAGACAGCACAGCGGAACAUAUGAACGAGUUGCGUAAACGACGUUUAAAAUUCCUUGAAGAACAAAAUAAAAUAACUUCUUCGGAUUAAAAAUGAAAUUGUUAAGGCUCAAUUUUACAAAAUUAUUACUUAACACACGUUUAGCAAACUGAAGUUGGACUGAGAAACGAUUAAUUUUUCUUUCAUAUUAAAUACGAAAAAAAAAAAAACAUUUUCAUUUUGUUUUAAAUACUAUAUUAUAACGUUUUUCUUAAGAUCUAUGUGAAAAAUUUAUUAUUAUUAUUAAAAAACUCUAAUUUUUGCAUUAAAUGAAGUUGUAACAUUUUGUAUUUGUUUAUAUUGAAGAAUAAGCUUCGCACCUUCUUUUUUUAAUAUUCAUUAUUUGUUUAUUUUACUAGCAUUAUUAUUACCUUUUUUAAUGUAACACAAAAUAUUUUAUCUUUCCUUGAAACAGAUUUUUUUUUUCUUUUUUGAGAGCAUUAACCAAGAAACCCUUUAUAAGUAUAUUAUUAAACAAUCUUUUUAAUAACAAAAAAACACACGUAAAAAUCAGAUAAAAAAGAAGAGAGAUACUUUAACAACAAUAUGUAGCUAUAACAUGUAUUGUGUAUAAAUUAAGAAUUAAUAUUGGAUUUAAA